AUGCCGAGAUGGCUUUUGACCUUGGAAAUCCUCUGCUCUACUCCAUCACAACAUCAAGUAUCCAUUUCGGCAACAUCCCGAAACUCGAAUCCAGCUACUGAAAUGUCCACCACGCGCCGGGCAUCCUCCGUGCGUGGAUCCACAACGCCGAAACGACCAAGGCGUGCAUUGUUGGCAGAAAAUGCCACCCAGGACGGUGCCACGGGCGAUGCUCCCAGGCGUGCUCCCAUGGCCUGCCGCGUGUGUCGAGCUCGAAAGGUCAAGUGCUCUAAUGAGCGUCCGACGUGUGCUGGAUGCGUCAGACUUGGUUGCGAAUGUGUUUACCCCGUGCCGGCAGUACCAUACGAAACCCAGCCCAAUAACCAGAGUAGCAAUGGAAUUGCGAGCACUCUCCAGGAAAUACUCAGGCGACUGCCGCCAACCGCCGAGACGUGUCAGAACCAUGCCUCCAAUCAAUCAUCUGUCGGCACGUCUGCCACGUUUACUACAUUAGACUACAUGUUUCAAUGGCCGAUAUUUUGCUCCAGUCUAGGAGAAUGCUCAGCCGAAACUAACAUUCUGGCUACUAACCACUUUCACGAACCAGACCAGCUGGCGAGCUCAGGGCUGGGGCUACCCUUGUUUGACAGCGGUGAGGUUGCUCAAUUGUUGACGCGAUUUCUAAGGCUCGUCCACGUCAUGAAUCCCAUACUGGACUGUACGACCUUGAUGCACCACGGGCGAGUCGUUGCAGAGCUUGGUCUGCAGUGGGAUGCGAAAACAUGCCUUGUGCUCCUGGCCAUGGCCCUGGGCUCUAUUGCCAAACCCUUGGAAACGAGACUAGAGCCCUUGGAAUCAGCUUCGCGCUCCGUAUCGGGGGACGACGAGAAAUCGCGGCAACAAGCUGAGCUAUACUACCAGUAUGCGCUCAGACGUAUAGGGAUGAUUGGAGGGAGUCUGACAGCCUGCCAAUGCCAUUUUCUGAACGGCAUUUACCUGCUGUAUACUCUCCGGCCGGUACAAGCCUGGCAGGCAUUCUUCCACGCCUCUUCUUUAUAUACAGUGUACCUGAAAAGCCGAGCGGCAGCGCAGCAGAUUGGACCGGGACACUAUCACGAUGAUGCUCUGAUUGGAGAUGAGAGCUGCUCUGGUGAGAAGCUGCGGUGUUGUCUAGAACAGAGACUGUACUGGAGCUGCAUCAAGUCGGAGAGCGAAAUCUGCACCGAGGUAGACUUGCCCAGAUCCGAGUUGGGCAAGAUGGAGUAUCCGUACCUAUUUCCGUCGCCGCCAACGCCCAAGAGUGUCGAUGGCUUACACGACACCCACGACAUGGGUGCAGUCGGCAUGUUGGCCCCAACUGCCUUGUUAUCCGUCGACGAUGCGGCGGAAAAACAAGACUUCAAAACGCUGCACGAGCACUCGUGGUUUUCCUACCUCUCAAACAUUGCGCUGCUCCGCAUCUCUAGCCGGGUAGACGACGAGUUCUACACCAAACCCCCUUCGCUGUGGGCGAGUAUGAAUCUCCUCGACAUGGCCAAUACAGCAUGGGACCUGGAGAAGCAGUUGCUACAAUGGCAGCACACUCUGCCCUCUUCCAUCUCGUGCUUUGGUGAGCCAGUUUCCCUGUCGACAGUAACGGAGUUGCAGCUGGCUACGUGGCUGCAUUGCACCUCGGUCAGGUUGCGCAUGUAUCGGCCGUUCCUGUACCGCCUGGCUUUACAACAAGGCCACGACUGGCCGUUGGCAGACGCCCUGAAACAAUUUGCCGACAAGGCCGUAGUGCUCAGUCUGAAUCCUCUCCAUACGCUUGGGCUACAGCACCGGCAUGCUGGCUCCUGGUUUCGUUGUCGGGAAUCGGCGUCUCGCGUGCUGAUACUAAUUUGUGCCAGGAAAAUCGGGCUUGUAUCCAAAAUGGGGCUUGAGCAGCAAGUCCAAGAUAUGCUGGGGAUUUGUUUAGCACACCUACGUUUCUGGGAAGAGGAAGCAGAGGACAUACGACGAGUGCGCCAGGUUUUGGAGCCCAUGAGCUGA
Messenger RNA from Metarhizium robertsii ARSEF 23, 2010 nucleotides. Its product is annotated as Zn(2)-C6 fungal-type DNA-binding domain protein. Gene Ontology annotation, biological process: regulation of DNA-templated transcription. Bases 1 to 2010 code for a protein of 669 amino acids. Gene Ontology annotation, molecular function: zinc ion binding; DNA-binding transcription factor activity, RNA polymerase II-specific. NCBI's taxonomy places the organism in Eukaryota, Fungi, Ascomycota, Sordariomycetes, Hypocreales, Clavicipitaceae. The transcript is spliced from 4 exons. The record is from RefSeq and is a predicted model, not a curated record.